GCGGCCCGGGCCGGUGCGGCGAGCGGCGCGGCGGAUGGAGAGUCUGGCCGCGGCCGGCGGCGCCGCCUCCUUGUCGGGCCGGGCACGGCGGGCCGGGGCCUUUGUGUGAGGCGGCGGCGGCGAUGGUGCUCGAGCCCCGCGGAGCCGGAUUAACCGUGCUGAUAGGGAGGCAACGUCAUAGGAGCUGCUAAGAUGGGCAUGAGGAUCAAACUGCAAAGCACCAACCACCCCAACAACCUGCUGAAGGAACUCAACAAGUGCCGGCUCUCCGAGACCAUGUGUGAUGUCACCAUCGUAGUGGGGAGCCGCUCCUUCCCAGCCCACAAAGCCGUGCUGGCCUGCGCAGCUGGCUACUUCCAGAACCUCUUCCUGAACACUGGGCUUGAUGCUGCCAGGACCUAUGUGGUAGACUUCAUCACCCCCGCCAACUUUGAGAAGAUUCUGAGCUUUGUCUACACGUCAGAGCUCUUCACGGACCUGAUCAACGUUGGGGUCAUUUACGAGGUAGCUGAGCGACUGGGUAUGGAGGAUCUCCUCCGGGCCUGUCACUCCACCUUUCCUGACCUGGAGAGCACUGCUGUGGCCAAGCCCCUGACCAGCACCAGUGAGAGCCACUCCAGUACCCUGAGUUGUAGCUCAGCAGAACCAGCCCAUCCCCUUGGAGAACUCAGGGGUGGGGGGGAGCACUUUGGUCCUGAUCGAAACUAUGCGUUGCCUAGUGAUGCUGGAGGAAACUAUAAAGAGGAAGAGAGAAACGUUACCAGUGACACUAACCAUAGCCUGCCUCUGCCGCAGCAGCCACUGCCGCCAAAGACAGAAGACCAUGAUGCCCCUGCUCCGUUCACGUCCGUUCCCAGUGUGGUGACCCAGCCAGUCCUAGGCGCUGUCGGCAUGGGCGUCCAAACCAGCACAAGGUCCUGCCAGCCAUACAAAGUCCAGAGCAAUGGAGACUUCAGUAAAAACAGUUUCUUCACCCCUGACAAUGCCAUAGACAUCACCACUGGGACCAACUCCUGUCUGAGCAAUAGCGACCACUCCAAAGACCCGAGCUUUGGGCAGAUGGAUGAGCUCCAGCUGGAGGACCUGGGGGAUGAAGACUUGCAGUUUGAAGACCCCACCGAGGAGAUAGGCACAGCCGAGGAGGUGAUUGAGUUGAGUGAUGACAGUGAGGACGAGCUGACUUUUGGAGAGAGUGACAGCCGAGAGAAUAAGGCCAUGCCCUGCCAGGUAUGCAAGAAAGUUCUAGAGCCCAACAUUCAACUGAUCCGACAGCAUGCUCGGGACCAUGUGGACCUGCUGACCGGCAACUGCAAGGUCUGUGAGACCCACUUCCAGGACCGAAACUCCCGGGUGACCCAUGUUCUGUCCCACAUUGGUAUUUUCCUCUUCUCCUGCGACAUGUGUGAAACUAAGUUCUUUACCCAGUGGCAGCUGACCCUCCACCGACGGGAUGGAAUAUUUGAGAACAACAUCAUCGUCCACCCCAACGACCCCCUGCCUGGGAAGCUGGGUCUCUUUUCAGGGGCAGCCUCCGCAGAGCUGCAGUGUGCUACCUGCGGGAAGGCAUUGGCCAAAGAUUUCCACGUGGUCCGGGGCCACAUCCUUGACCAUCUGAACCUGAAAGGCCAGGCCUGCAGCGUCUGUGACCAGCGCCACCUUAACCUCUGCAGCCUCAUGUGGCACACACUCUCCCAUCUCGGUAUCUCAGUCUUCUCCUGCUCUGUCUGUGCGAACAGCUUUGUGGACUGGCCUCUCCUGGAGAAGCACAUGGCUGUGCACCAAAGCCUGGAAGACGCCCUCUUCCACUGUCACUUGUGCAGCCAGAGCUUCAAGUCGGAGGCUGCCUAUCGCUACCACGUCAGCCAGCACAAAUGCAACAGUGGCCUUGACGCACGGCCUGGUUUGGGGCUACAGCACCCAGCUCUCCAGAAGCGGAAGCUGCCGGCUGAGGAGUUCCUGAAUGAGGAGCUGGUGCUGCAGGGCCAACCCGGGAAUAGCAAGUAUAGCUGCAAGGUGUGUGGCAAAAGGUUUGCCCACACGAGUGAGUUCAACUACCACCGGCGGAUCCACACGGGCGAGAAGCCGUACCAGUGUAAGGUGUGCCACAAGUUCUUCCGAGGCCGCUCGACUAUCAAAUGCCACCUGAAGACGCACUCGGGGGCCCUCAUGUAUCGCUGCACGGUCUGUGGCCACUACAGCUCCACCCUUAACCUCAUGAGCAAGCACGUCGGCGUGCACAAAGGCAGCCUCCCGCCUGACUUCACCAUUGAGCAGACCUUCAUGUACAUUAUCCAUUCCAAAGAGGCCGAAAAGAACCUGGACAGCUGACUGGGUCCCAGCAGAGCCAGGGGGAGCUCCCAGGCAGCAGCCAGGACGUUGGUUUUCUAAUGGCUGUUGGUCCCUCCCCAGCUGAAGUUACAGUUUUGCCUUGCUAGGAGUUCUGUUCUGUCCUGUGUUGAAAGAAGAAGAAAGAAGAAAUAGCACAUGAACACUGUUACUGUUUUUGAGAACAACGGCCCUAUAUCAUGUUUACCUCCUUACCUGUUCUUGCCCAUGGAGGGCUGUGUUUUUGAUUCUUUUGAGGCUGGUUUUGGGAUCUCGUCAGGCAGUUGGUGUCAACUAGAUCCCCUUCCCCAGCCGCUCGAGUUUUAGUUUACUGAUAGGUUUUAUGCUGCUAAGAAUCCAACCAACAGCCUCACUGAACAGAGGAGGUGGAGAGAGGUUUUCACCGUGGGUAUUACUGCCAGACCUCCAACCGGGACAACCAGCUAUGAGAGAGAUUUUGGGAAUGUGGUCAUUCAGAAAAGACUGGUCAGCAGGGCAGCUCACCUCAGGUGCCAGUCCCAGCCCUCAGCAGGGGAAAGGGGUCAGGGAUGGAGGGUCCUGCUUGUUCCAUGGCUCGAAUCUGCUGAUUGGACAGUAAAAUCUCUUGGCAGCUAGAUCCAAACUGGGGACAAAGCGUUCUGUUUAGGUCAGAAGGCUUUGGGAUGAAUCCUUGCCAGCCAGAAGAGGUGUCCUGCAGUGCCGCCGGAAGUGGCAGCCUGGAUGGACAGGAAGGGAGGUUUUCUCUUUUCUCCUCAAUUCCAAAGAAACACAAUUUUAUGGAGUGAUGGCCCGGGACGUCAGGCCUUCCCUGUGGGCAGAAAGGACAGGGAGCCGCUUUGAUGUAAUCCUCUGUCAUCUGGCCACGUCCAUCGACCUUGAGUUUCCUGGUGGAGAGGUGGGGAUGUCUCUGAAGCAGCAGCCUUGCCUUAAUUUACAUCCAGUCUCCCACCUAGAAGUGUGUUUGGCCUGUAGCGUAGAUGAGAAGACCCCAUGAGGUGGAGUGGUGGACUGUGAGCCCUUCAGGAUUAAAGGGACCUGAGUAACUGGUGGUUUGUAGCGGGAUGUGUGUCUGUCUGUCCCAGUCAGGUAACCUGUUGUUAAUACUUUGUGCUAACUGGGCCAGAGCUUUGGCAGCUCCCAUUUGACCUGCUGGAAUUUAUCCUGAUCUGUCAUUGUGUCGCCACCAGGGGGCGCUAUUGACCAGCAGCUGGUUCAGGCCCUCCCUAGAUGACUCGGGAAUGGGUCUGCCCAGUCCUGGGGUGCUGGUUGGCUCCGUUCUUAGUUGCCUUUUUGAGGGGUCUUACCCAAAGAAGGCUUGAGGGACAGGGUCCUCGGAUCUCGCAUCUCACAAGGUGGCACCUCAGUAACCCAUACUACCUCACCUGCUCAGGCGAGCUCUGGGGGUCCCUGGCCUCGGCCCUGAUACAGCCCCUCGUGGGACUCAGCAGCACCCCAGGCUGUUUUACAAGCAAGUGGUUUUAAUUAACUCACAAGGCCUUUUUGGACAUUAAUAUUUAUUUAUUUUUGUUUUUGUAUACAUAUUACCCAGCAUCUCUUGGAUAAGAGACUUCAGGAAAAUGAGCUUCUCCCCAGCAAGUAGCCAUAUUCCAGGGGACAAUCCUGGCCAGAUAUUUGGGAAACAGGGGCUAAAACUAGGGGAGAACAGGUCAAGCCUUUAAACAAGCAAAUUCUUUUCUUUCUCUCCAGAUAGUCUCUUGCAGAAUAGACCCAGGGAACCAUUUAGGUAAUGGAUGUACAUUCUAGAAAGUUGAGGCUUGUUAAAUCCCUAGGCCUUCCAUCCCCUUUCCGUCCUCUGAUUGAGUAGGUUGGGCACUGGGUUGAGGGGAUCAAGUCACAUGAAGGACCUUUUUGCAUAUUUUCUCAUCCUUCCUAAAGUUGGGAAGCUAUAAUAAGACAUACAAAUAAACCAAAGCUCUGUCCCUGUUGGACCUGCUGCCUCUCUCCCCAGCCCUAAACUGAUAAAGCCCCCGAGUUUGUGUGCAUGGCUCUCUGGUGGGGUGACCAUUACAUGAAGGGACUUGUCAAGUGGCCACCUUUCACCAUCUGAAUCCAACUACUUAAAUGUUCCCCUGGGACAUUCUUGUCAGAAAGCAGUGCUGACACUUCUUCCCUGACUGACUGCUCCCUUUCUUCCCACGCUGACCAUUAGGCGAUUAAGAAGGAAGGUGUGUAAAAGACUACAGUCACCUAUCUGCUAAGCUUUUCAAGCCUGAGCAGUUUCUCGCAGAUUGUUGGUGAGGACUGAGUUUUGAAGGGCCGGAUCUGAGAGUGGGGAUGCUCACUGGGACCCAGCCAGGUAGCUGAGAAUGGAUCAGUAUGCUGGAGAAACCCUCUUCCUUAACAGAGGAUAUCAUGGGUGCUGGGUAGUCUGUAUACUUAAACUGAAACUGUGAAGUUUUCCCUUUUCGCCAGUAAACCAAAAAGCAAGUCCCUGAAACUUUGCCCCUGAAACACUAAACAAGAAACUGCACCCCCUGAUCCUCCUGAGGCAAAGUGGUCAGCCAGGGUGGCCCGGCUGGUUGCAGUCAGACAUGUAGCAGGUCAGUAGCUCAUGAGGCUCAUUGACCAAACCCUGUUCCCCUGCGUGUCCCCCGUGUUCGCACCUCAACCCUUCCUCUGUUUGGAGUCAUGUUUGCUGCCUCUGCCACCAGCUCACCCUUUUCUGCACUGUUUUACUUGAAACACUAUAUUGUGGCAAAGGGUGCUCUAGGAUACCUGGUGGAAGGUAUUAAUUGUAUUUUGAAUUUAAAAUUUUUUCAACUGUUCUUUGGAUUUUGUUGCCCUCUCUGCCCUGGAGCCCAGUUUAGCACUGUCUCCUGCUGUAUUGUUCCAAAGUUCUGUUUGAUCCUUGAAUGUCUCUUCUUCUCCCUUUUCUCCCUUUUUCUUGUUCUGUACUCAGGACCAGCUACAUAAUUUACAGAGCCCUUUGUUUAAAAAUUAUUAAGAAUUUCAAGAUGGCGACUAGAGCAUUAAAGCAAACACGAGGCCAUUCCCAACUCUUUUCCUGAGGGAAAACGGUGAUACUCUAAUGGCACACUGUAAACAGCUGCUGUGGCCAGAGGAAGGGAUCAGUAUCCUGGUGCUCCUCUGGCCCAUCCACGGCUCACUGAUGCCACAGCACCUGCUGGGAAGCUCUGCUGUACCCUGGUAUUUGGUCCUAAAUUUUAAGACUCUGUGGAGUCACUCUAGUUCAUGGCUAGUUGGGAAGAAAGGAGGUGGGGGUGGGGGGUCAGGAAAUGGAUAAAAAUUCUUUCUGACUUUCUUCUGCUCUGUCAGUACCCUUUUGUCUCUAGGAUAACCUUUGAGCUUAAAUACCUUCUCCCCAGUCAGGUUUUGCUGCUGGUGGAUUUUCUUCCUCUUCUGGCCACCUGCUGUGCCCUAGUCCCCAGACUACUCAACUUAGGAAGUGAAUUUAAAUUCCUUCAUAGAUGGGCAUGAUUUUGGUGGCAUGGAAGUGGGCUGUGU
Orcinus orca (killer whale) is the source of this 5811-nucleotide messenger RNA. RefSeq names its product zinc finger and BTB domain containing 39 (gene ZBTB39). Gene Ontology annotation, molecular function: DNA-binding transcription factor activity, RNA polymerase II-specific; RNA polymerase II cis-regulatory region sequence-specific DNA binding; protein binding. Gene Ontology annotation, biological process: regulation of transcription by RNA polymerase II. The transcript has 2 exons. Lineage: Eukaryota; Metazoa; Chordata; Mammalia; Artiodactyla; Delphinidae. Bases 193 to 2328 code for a protein of 711 amino acids. Gene Ontology annotation, cellular component: nucleus. The record is from RefSeq and is a predicted model, not a curated record.